This is a messenger RNA of Poecilia latipinna (sailfin molly), 2647 nucleotides long. RefSeq names its product sterile alpha motif domain-containing protein 9-like. Gene Ontology annotation, cellular component: cytoplasm. Lineage: Eukaryota; Metazoa; Chordata; Actinopteri; Cyprinodontiformes; Poeciliidae. The transcript has 2 exons. Bases 132 to 2276 code for a protein of 714 amino acids. The record is from RefSeq and is a predicted model, not a curated record.
CAGAUGAUUUAGUCCUGUUGGUCCUCUGGUUGUGACAUUUGCAGGAUUGCAAACUGUGUGUGGUGAAACAACUUUUUCAAGCAGAAGCAACAAAAACAAAAGAAUAGACCCUUCUGUUUGAUGUGACCAUCAUGGAAAGUAACUCAGGAGAAGAUGUGAACUCUGCCCUUGAUCUUGACAAAAAAUAUGGUUGUUUAUUUUUUUGUUGUGAACCGUACAUUUCUGCACAUGUGCUGACCAACCCAAUGUCCACCAAUUCAAAAUUGUUCUCAAUGUUGGCACUGUUGAAUGCCUAUGUUCCCAAUUCCUACCUGAUCAUGGAAGAGUGUCGAGGAAUCCUAGGUCCGCCUGAUCCCAUCUAUGGAGGUCCUCCCUUCGAAGUUAGAAUGCAACCGUUUUCCAAGCUCAUCAAAGUAUCUGGCUCGAAGGUACGCCUGAUCCAUUCAGACAUUGCUAGAAGGUCUGUGGAGCUGUUAGCUGAACUAGGCAUUCCCAGAAGUUCCUUAGCACUGAACUGUGUGUUUCUGCUUUGUGGGGAAGAAGUCCAACCUCACACUGUCCAGUUUGUCAAAGAUUUGCUGACAAAGAGAGAGAUGGGUCCAAAGGGCAAAGAGAAAUUCUCACUGCUAAUUAAAGACAUUGUAGAGCAAGAAAAAUUUAUUAAAGCACUGAUGGUUUUGAUAAAAGCUUCAAACAAAUUCCAGGACAAACACAUUUUCCCCCAGACUGUUGCUCGGCUGUACAACAUUGGAGGAUGUCGCCCAAACUUCAAAAAAGCUGAGAAAUGGGCUAAAGAAGCCAUCAAAAGAGCCCAGAAUAACUCCUAUGCCGCAGACACCCUUGGACAGGUCUACAAGAACCAUUUAUUGAGAGGGGUCAAAGGAUCCUCUGAAGUGAAUAAAAUGGCCGUGAAGGCCCUUGAGGCGUUCAAAGAUGUAGAGAUGAAAGCUAAGAAGGAAUUAGACCCCGAAUGGAGUGAAUAUGAUGGCUGUGCCAACUAUUCCGUUUCGUUCAACAACCGAGGCCAUUUUGGUUUCAUUGAAGUGGCCAAGAUUGUCUCUGAGAAACAUAAACAUGACAAUCCAUUUGAGGACACCCUAAAAUUGGAAGUUGAAGACAAGUUUGAAUUUUUUGAAUGGUAUCUCAGCUACUCCCAGCCUGACAGGAUAACAGUGGAACCAGAUUUCUUUUGGAAAGAUGUUGCCAGUUGCUAUCAACAAUACACAGCAGAAGUUGCAGCUGAUUCCACCAGCUUCCCAGCUCUUCUCGAUUGUCUGAAUCACGGCCUAUUCGUGUCGAAGGAAAAACGAGCUUUCAAGUCUAAGGUGACUGAGAAAACACGACAACAGCUGGAGCAAAUCCGAGAUCAAUUAAAGACUGCUUAUGAGGAAGCUGCAGAUGAUGUCAAAGUGGCAGAGAGGUACAUCCUUUCAAACAUCAUCCUGAGCAACAAGGAGCCUCACUCUCCUCAACACGCCCUGGUUAGAGAACUUCAGGAAAUACUUCAGAGGCUUCUGCCCAAUGGGGCGAAUAGUAAAGGCCCAGAGUUUUACCUUUUGGUCCUGCUGUUGUUUUGGCCAGAGGAGCAGUUUCAGAAGGGUCAAGAAAACAAUGAUGAUGAAAGGUUACAAGAACCUGACACAGACAAGGCUCAGUCUGAAGACCAAACUAUAGAGGAAGCAGAUGUAAAGGAGAACAAUACAGGAGAAGAACCUGAUCAACCCCUUCCUGGCCUCGAAUAUGAACUUGACAUGGAAGAAUAUGUCACCUUGAUGCAAAAGGCCUAUGACAAAGUCUAUGACAACUACCUUCGAGGUCGGUACCUGCUGCCACUGUUUUUUCUAGGGAAGGACUCUGGACUGAGCAGAUGGAUCCACAGGUCUAGACUGGAUGCAGCGGUGGAAAACCGGGUGGAAACGGAGCUCGCUAAUAAACCAAGGGACACAAAUAGAAACAAAAUGAAAAGAAAGAAGAUCAAUGAUAUGUGGGAUAGUGGGGAGGUGUGGCAGCUGCCACAAAUCCAGGAAAUGCUUCAGCCCAUUCAAAUGGAGACCAUGCAACAGAGUGGAGGAGAUGAAAAAAUGUUUCUUAGUGUAGGCGGGAAGAUAAUAAGAAAAUAUCAGUGCCAGGUUCACCAUGUGCAUGAAUCUGGCACUUUGAGCCCAAAGCGUUUUUAUCUUGGCUUCAACAUCAGGGGUCCUGUCAUCUUCAAAGUGGAGGAUUAUUCAGAAAAACAUGAUUGUAAAGGUACAAAUCAGCAACAGAACACUGCUUGAGUCAGUAUUGGUUUUCAGGACAGAAAGCAGCAUUUUUGUUCAUUCCCUAAAGUUUCUGACUCUCUGGGUCUGUUAAAAGAAGGAACUCUGUGAAUUAUCCAACCAGUCAUUGUUGAUUCUGGGACUGUACAGAAAAACUUCACAUCUGAAAAGCUCACCGAUCAGUUUUCAGCUUUAUUCUGCAAACUUCAUGUUGGAUAUUAUUACUGUUACCAAAUAUAUUAAUUACAGUGUCUGUUUUUGUCUGUUAGGUUUUAAGGUAGGAACGAUAUUAAUCAACGGUCUUGGAUUCUGUGAUAUCAUUAACAUAGCAUGAAUUAAAUUGGGUUGAUUUUGAUCUCUUUCUCCUUGUUUCUGUUGUUUUAAACACA